GAUAUCCUUUCUCCAAAACACACACAAACACUGUAUUAUCACACACAGUUAAGGAGGAAAGAUGCCGGCUGGACAUGGAUUACGAUCGCGAACUAGAGAUCUGUUCGCUAGGGGAUUCAGGAAGAAGGGUACCAUUCAUCUAUCAACAUACUUGAGAACUUAUCACGUCGGUGAUUACGUUGACAUCAAGGUUAACGGCGCCGUUCAUAAAGGUAUGCCUCAUAAGUUCUAUCACGGCCGCACUGGUCAAGUCUGGAACGUCACCAAACGCGCCAUCGGCGUUGAAAUGAACAAACAGGUUGGCAACAGAAUCAUAAAGAAGAGGAUCCAUGUGCGUAUUGAGCAUGUCAUGCCUUCUAGGUGCACAGAGGAGUUCAAGCAGAGAGUUAAGAAGAAUGACCAACUCAAGGCUGAAGCCAAGGCUAAGGGUGAGGUUAUCAGUACCAAGAGGCAACCUUUGGGACCCAAACCUGGAUUCAUGGUCGAAGGUACCACUCUAGAGACUGUCACUCCCAUUCCUUACGAUGUGGUCAACGAUCUCAAAGGUGGAUAUUAGAUUAAGAAAGGCGGUCUUGUUUGUGUUCAAUUUUGGUUUGCUACAUUGGAAACACUAGAACCGUUGAUUGUUUUCUGUUUGUUAUCUACAAUUUAGAAUGAUCAUGUUAUGCUUUAGCUUUUAUUCAAGUACUGGUCUUAGAUUAUUAAAAAGGUUUAUAACAGAUGUGUGAUGCAAUGUUCUCAUGCUAUGUGAUGAUAUCAUAUUUUCGUUUAAACUUGAA
Molecule: messenger RNA, 779 nt
Organism: Erigeron canadensis
Lineage: Eukaryota; Viridiplantae; Streptophyta; Magnoliopsida; Asterales; Asteraceae
Product: 60S ribosomal protein L21-1
Exons: 2
Coding region: 62-556 (164 amino acids)
Biological process (GO): translation
Cellular component (GO): ribosome; cytosolic large ribosomal subunit
Molecular function (GO): structural constituent of ribosome
Source: RefSeq, a predicted model, not a curated record